AUGACCGAACAUAAUGCCAAGCAGGUCUCUCUAGGCCAUGCAGAAACCAAGUCGCACACCCGCCACCCACACUCCGGAAGUGCCCAUCACCGUUCCAUUCGAGCUGACACCCGAUCCAACCUGAGCUAUGAGACAGCCAACGCGGCUGGAGAGGAGUUCACCCAGAUGUACUCCAAGCAGAACGCCAAGCUGGUGUUAGAGUGUGCAGUGAACAUCAACUUCAGCACCAGCAUCUGGCUGAAGGACGGGCAGAUAGUGCAGACCAUCCUCAAAGACAAUACGAACAAUAAGCGGGUGAUCGGUCACCGGUUCCUAGUGGACGCGAUCGGUAACCUCGCCAUAGACAAUGUCAGGCUGGAGGACGACGGCAGGUGGCAGUGCGAGGCGGAGGACGCCUUUGGGUUCGUGGUGCAGGGGAAGCCCAUCCAGCUCACCGUCUUGGACUCCCCCAAGAAGGCGUAUCUAAUGAUCGACAACAGGAUCCUGGACCCGGGCAAUCCAUUCAUUCCCGUCAAGGAGAACGCCGACUUGACCGUCUCCUGCGUCGUGGACGAAGGCAACCCUAAGCCUUCCCUAUCCUGGGAACUCACACUGGGCUCGCUGGCUCUACUAGAUGCUCCUGAGGUGCCCUUGGAAGUCCUCAACCUUACCGAGACGGUGCGCGACCAAAAAGUGGGCGCCAGGAACGACGCCAGGCUCGGUAGGGUGCUAAGGGCGCACCACAACGCCACCUUGACUUGUUUCGUGAGGCAUAUCGCUCUGGAGAUGCCCCUUAAUGCGUCUGUGCUUCUUAACGUCCAAUACACCCCAUCCUUCGCCAUAUCCCGCGAACCGGGCUUCGGUUUUCCCAUCAGGGAGGGCAUGCCGGUAUCGCUGAAGUGCGACGUAGAUGCCAACCCAAAGGCCCUGCCGAUAUGGCAGAAGGACGAUACCAGCCCGCCAGUGCAGCAAACUCCCGACGGGUUCCUCAACUUCACCGAGAUCAGGAGGGAACACAGCGGGUGGUACAAGUGCAUAGCGAGGCACAGACUGGGAAGGUUCUCUAGCAUAGGGUACUUCCUCAACGUGAGAUAUGACAUGGAAGUCACCCAGGAGCCAGACUUCGACAUCGGCGAGCUCAGCUCCACUGGGAGGCAGCUGGAAGUUUCCCUAGGUGGGGCCGUCCAACUCGCCUGUCCUCCAGGUACGACAGGUUGUUGGACGAGAGUAGAACCAGGAACUGGUCGCCUGGAGCCGAUGGGUGCCUCCCAGGAACUAAGAUUGGACAAUGUGCUGUAUCAAGAAGCAGGGGAAUACCGAUGCGUAGCUCCAACAAGAGACGCAACGCGAAGGUUGGAUUCCCUAAGAAACGCUUUGUCUGUCCAAGUAGUAGUAAAAGGUCGACCUACAGUAGCCCCAACGAACAAAAGCAUCACCGCCGUAUAUGGGCAACCCCUCACACUGACCAUGGAAUUCUGUGCCAAUCCUCCCUACAACAAGGUCCUCUGGAUAGCAAAAAAUAAGAAAGUUUACAAACCCGGCGAUGCGGACAAAACCGUCAUAGCUUAUGGUAUAACGAACUCAACAGAGCCUAACUGCCACCAAGCCGUGCUGUUCCUAACGAAGGUGACAAACGUGGACAUCGGAGAAUAUAGUUUUAUAGUGAGAUCACCCAACGGCCUAACCGAGGGUAAUUUCCACGUGAACCUCACCUACGCGAGCGGCUACAGCGUCCAGCCUGAGGAUGGCGACUCGACGACCGACGGCACGUCGCAUGUUUCUGCGUCAUUUUAUAUAAAUGUGAUUGUUUUAAUAUUGAAUUAUUGUUAUUACUGACUGACUUAGGUAUUCAGAGGACACAACAUCUGCUGCAUCGUGUAGUGUUAAGACCGACACAAGCUCUUAUUUAUUCUAACUCUACUCGCGAUGAUCCCACAUAGUUUUCUUAAGGAAGGAAUCAUUUUUCCCUGUGAAAUAGCCAUUUCCCGAAUUUUCCCGGUCCACUCUCGUACAGAAAAUUGUGCACUUCUUAAUUACUGCCAUCUCAAAACCUCUAGCAACUGGACUAUGUGAAUACAUACACUAAUUUGCCAGAUUACUUAGGAGGGCUCUAUCAUUAAUAGGCA
Messenger RNA from Anoplophora glabripennis (Asian longhorned beetle), 2105 nucleotides. It is a transcript of the gene tei, whose product is annotated as roundabout homolog 3. Gene Ontology annotation, biological process: cell-cell adhesion. Gene Ontology annotation, cellular component: cell-cell junction. Gene Ontology annotation, molecular function: cell adhesion molecule binding. The transcript has 8 exons. Bases 1 to 1815 code for a protein of 604 amino acids. Lineage: Eukaryota; Metazoa; Arthropoda; Insecta; Coleoptera; Cerambycidae. The record is from RefSeq and is a predicted model, not a curated record.